Messenger RNA from Arabidopsis lyrata subsp. lyrata, 735 nucleotides. Its product is annotated as 40S ribosomal protein S19-3. NCBI's taxonomy places the organism in Eukaryota, Viridiplantae, Streptophyta, Magnoliopsida, Brassicales, Brassicaceae. Bases 90 to 521 code for a protein of 143 amino acids. Gene Ontology annotation, cellular component: ribosome; cytosolic small ribosomal subunit. Gene Ontology annotation, biological process: translation; ribosomal small subunit assembly. Gene Ontology annotation, molecular function: structural constituent of ribosome; RNA binding. The transcript has 4 exons. The record is from RefSeq and is a predicted model, not a curated record.
AACAUAAUUCCUCUCAAUCCCCGUCUCCAAGUAUCGCCGACGCCGCAGCACCAAAGGAGGAGAAGAAGGAUCAAAGGCGCGACACAACAAUGGCGACUGGUAAAACAGUGAAGGAUGUCUCUCCACACGAGUUCGUCAAGGCUUACGCUGCCCAUCUCAAGCGCUCCGGCAAGAUUGAGCUGCCUCUGUGGACAGACAUCGUCAAGACUGGUAAACUUAAGGAGCUUGCUCCAUAUGACCCUGACUGGUACUACAUCAGAGCCGCUUCCAUGGCUAGGAAAGUUUACCUGAGGGGUGGUCUUGGAGUUGGUGCCUUCCGUAGGAUCUAUGGAGGAAGCAAGAGGAACGGAAGCCGUCCUCCUCAUUUCUGCAAGAGCAGCGGUGGUGUUGCUCGUCACAUUCUUCAGCAACUCCAGACCAUGAACAUUGUCGACCUCGACACCAAGGGGGGAAGGAAGAUCACAUCAAGUGGUCAGAGAGAUCUUGACCAAGUUGCUGGAAGGAUCGCAGCUGCCGUCUAAAUCAAAUCAUAACGUCAGAUGGUCAAGUCUAAGUUUCCGGUUUAUGUUGGAGAUUUAGUUAUGGAAUGUUUUGCAUUUGAAAACCAAUAGUAGAAUUCCCUCUCAUUUUUUGUUUUCAUGAAUUCCCUCUUUUUUGCCUAUCUUUGACCCGUUUCCUACUCAUUUCAUGAAAUUAGUUCUAAAAUAUAUAAUUAUGGCUUCUUUUUUAUUUGUA